UGAUGUAAAUGUUUUUUAACAGGUACAGUUGUUCAAAGAGACUGCACACCACAGUCAGACACACAGUGUGUCCCCUGUGACCCUGGGACUUUCAUGGACCAUCCCAAUGGGCUGAAUAGCUGUUUCCAGUGUACUUCCUGUGAUUCAGUCCAGGGUCUCUUUGCCAAGCAGAAUUGUACAGACAAGUCAGACACGGUGUGUGAUGUUGUGAGAGGAUACUACUGCAGGACUGUGGCUGAACAUGAUGGAUGUAGUUCAGCAGAGAGACAUUCAAAAUGUUCAUCUGGCCAGAGGAUAAAAGUACCUGGAACCAGCAGAAGUGACACAGUGUGUGAAGGUUGUUCACCAGGAUAUUUUUCAAAGGAUGGAGUGAACUGCACAGCUUGGACAACUUGCUCUGAAAACCAAGUGAAGGAAGAAGAGGGAAGUCUAAUUACUGACGUUGUCUGCAGCAGCGCAUCAAGACACCACUACACUUUCAUUGGAUCUUUUGUUCUUCUUGUCAUUUGCUCAAUAUUUGUUGCAGCUUUGGCAAAGAGCCAAGAGUAGAAAUACAACCUGGGACGAUCCACCAGUUCAAUUCGGAGCCAUUUCCGCUCCUUUAAAAUGUAGUGGGAAUGAUAGAUUUAUUUCUUUUUUUUUAAAUUUAUAUUUUUUUGUGUGAUGAAUGCCUUUUAAAAGAUAUUUGCAUUCGUCAGAAUUUUCUACAUUCCUGUAUAGAAAGAGCUCUUCCUGUCCAUUCAGGAAAAUGAGAAUGAUGAACUUGACAUACUUUAGUGAAACAAAACAAGGAGCAGAUAUAGGUGAAGUAUGUAUUUAGCCAAAGGAAUAAUGUCACACUUACUGAGACAGUGCUGCGAGCUGCCUCCUCUCGUGAUUUUCAGUGUUGUUUAAUGUCAGAUCAAAAAACUAAAUAUGUUACACUCAUACAUGAAACAUCAACUGGACUAUAGAAAAUGAUGAUGAUGCUUCUUGUAUUUACACAGGAAAUGUGUAAAUUAUUUUUGACUAUAAAUGGAAAUUCAAAAUGACUGGAAUCAUACUGACAUGACGUUUAUAUAACAGACCAAUGCAUAAACCAUCUCUGAAGAGUUCAUCUAAAGGCCUCUCUCACACUGACUGAGGUGGGAUUGUCUGGUUUACGUUUGGAGAUGCUUCAUCUUCAGGACGGCCGGGUGUGAUUGAUGGGCCGAUGAAUUCUGAACUGGACAAGUGAAAUCUAAAAGAAAAUGUUAGAAUAUUUGUUUGUGGCCUGAACUGAGUGAUGCAGCAAAAUAUAAAACAUGUUCCAUGGAUGUGUUGAGGUCUUUGUUACAUUCAUCCACCAGGUGGCGCUGCCUUUCCAGUGUAGAGUUUGUGCUGUUGUGCCACAGAACAUGUUUUUCAUUAAUUUCUCGAAAACAAUAACAUUGAAUUAUAGAUAUUAAAACGAACUAGAAAAGAAUUUUGCACCUGAAAUCUAUGUAAUAUUGAUUAUUUUUCUUGAAUAAACUAAUACAAAAAUGUAA
Messenger RNA from Mugil cephalus (flathead mullet), 1508 nucleotides. RefSeq names its product tumor necrosis factor receptor superfamily member 14-like. Gene Ontology annotation, cellular component: external side of plasma membrane. Gene Ontology annotation, biological process: defense response to Gram-positive bacterium; defense response to Gram-negative bacterium; positive regulation of cytokine production involved in immune response. The record is from RefSeq and is a predicted model, not a curated record. Bases 94 to 549 code for a protein of 151 amino acids. Gene Ontology annotation, molecular function: protein binding. The transcript is spliced from 5 exons. Lineage: Eukaryota; Metazoa; Chordata; Actinopteri; Mugiliformes; Mugilidae.